AUGUCUCAUCCAUCAAGAUUGAAGCAACCUAAGCAUCACUAUUUAAAGCUACGUGUUAUGGAAGGAACAAAAUGGGAUCGUCCUUUUCCUAAACCGAAGGAAUACUGGAAGAAAUUUUGCGACGAUGAAGAGAAAAGAUUAAUUAGAGUAAGAAACUCAUUUCCAAAAUCACCCUACCUUCCAAUUAUUCCUAUUCUGCGCGAUUUGAAAACAGACGUUCGCGAUAUUAUAGAUUCUUCCGUUCCUCGAAGCUUCGAUGAAAACGUACUUCUCGUAGAUCCGAAAUCCUCCGAAGCGCCAGAUAUUUCUUCAAUAAGAGACAACGAAAAUUUUAUUUCUAACGCUAGAGAGCCAAUAGUUAAAAUCUCUCCUCCCACCCCAAAGAAACCAUCAAAAAAUGAUGCAAUCACAAUUGCUAGGACGAAUGCAGAGGAACAACACAUACUUGUUACUAUUCAAAAUAAAUCUACAAUCAAAAAAGUGGAUUCGUAUAAAGAACCAGAGUCGCUUGAUGUUUCUUCCAAAAAUUCUAUCAUACCGCAUGACGGAUCGAGAGAUGGAAGAAUAUAUUCAAAGAAGACGUGUCCUUUUCACAGAUAUGAACCCAUGGUGAAAAUUUUUGACGACGAUAUCGAAAGAUAUUUGACGGAAGAUCCGAGAGCAAACGUGUCGCUGGGAGAAAAAUUGAACAAAUUGCCACACGUGCAGAAUGCGUCUAAAUAUGAUAAAGAUAAGAACAGAAUAACUUCUGUCGAGAGUAAGAAGAUCAAAAGGGUUACUAUUCCACAAAAGGAGUGUUAUCUGGACAAUACUGUUGAUUUAACUACAAAUGCACUACCUAAUCUUCAAACGCAAUUGGAGCAGACGAUUGAUAAUAGAAUGCAGGAAUUCUUGAAUUACUCGCAACGAUGCGCAUAUAAGGCAUUGAAGCGCUUGACGCUUAACAAAAAUCUGAAUUUCAAACCCGAAGUGUGGGAGGAAACGUCGGUGAGAUCGCGCGCUUCCACUGACAGAUCGAUAAUAGAUACAAACGAGUCAGACGUGGCUGAGAGCGAAAGUCCUGAAUCCAGGACUCACAUCCCAGAAUUUCCUUUCUCACGCGAAAGGCAAAGAAGAUUGAGAGAAACGUGGGCUGCAAAUAUCGAAGAGCAAGGCGUUAAAUAUAAGCUGUUAAAGUUGAAUUCCGACAAAUCCUCCAUGGUUCCCGCAAAAUCAUUGACGAAGUCCGCCUUUAGCACAAAGUUCGCUAAGUACGAAACCUGGGAAAAUCGUUCAGCGAAACUCCUAGACGCUAUUCCGAGGAUUUCGUGCUUUCGACGCAAGAACCGUGAUAGGUGCUUAUCCUGCAUGCAUAAAUCCCUGCGGAAGGCGAACGAAACCGAAGCUGUCUCCUCGCGAGCGUUAUUGCUAACGGAAAUUGAAGCAAAAGACGAUAGCGAGUCCAGCUCCGACGGACUUCCGGAAUUUCGCGAGGAAUUGCGGAAGAUAUUAUAUUCUCAGAGAAAGGAAAUUCUAAGAUAUCCGGAAACGGUUGAGGAUGGGUCAAGCAAAUCAGCAUCGUCGUCGCUUCAAAUGGAGCAAGAAGAUACUGAGAUUUCGAUGCAGAUCGAUCCAAUUCAAUCUAAGGAUAAAACACCGAAACCCACUGAAAGCCUGCUAUCUAAAGAUCCAAAGAGCUUGAAAGCCACCUCCAGCUCGAUUUCAAUAUCGUCGGACAUUGAACAAUCAAAAAUUUCGUCCUCGGAGGUGCAUACCUCUGACGAUGAGACAUCAUCUCCACUGGAUAAUGAUUCAUCCCAAUACAAAAACAUGGCGCCCUGUCACUUACCUACGAUCUUGGUACCCAGCAUGGAACCUUUGCGAGCUUUGAGACACAAAAAACCGAUUAUCAUGGAGUCGCGAAUCGCUCUCAUGAAGACUGCGACUUUGAUGAAAGAAGAAUCUGACAAUGAAUAUUACGAUGACGAAGAAAUAACGAAGGAAAGACCGCCAUCUAAAACAACCAGCGAGAAAUCUGAAAAGGCUGACGAGAAGAAAGAUACACUCACGAAGACCACGAGUGCCCUCUUGAAAGUUAAGUCGCAGCAACAGCUGAUAUCGCCAAUCGUAGAAUCUGCACGAAAGGGUGAGCUGAAGAGAGGAUACAGUUACGCGAGCAUCAAGGAUUUAUCGAAGGAUUCUACGAGACGUACGUUCGAGAUUCCUCGAGGCAAGGAGGAAGGUGGGCAAGGAAAGGUAAUCCCCGUGGAGGAGAUAGAUUCCGCGAAAGGGUCGACUUCCUCCGACUCAGUGAAAGCGGAGAGAGAAAACUAA
Messenger RNA from Acromyrmex echinatior (Panamanian leafcutter ant), 2313 nucleotides. RefSeq lists its product as uncharacterized. The record is from RefSeq and is a predicted model, not a curated record. Lineage: Eukaryota; Metazoa; Arthropoda; Insecta; Hymenoptera; Formicidae.